AUGAUCCUAGCCCAUCAAAUCCUCGAAUGGGCUGAUGAAUAUGCAUCUUCUCCCAUCCGCAAUGAAUACACAGAGCCCAUGCGUGCCGGAGUGGGCUGGUGGCAAAAUACUCCCGUACAUGAACUCUUGAUUUUGGUGGGCGAGGCUGAGGUGUUCCGCGAUGAUAUCGAGGUUUUCGCAAAAACGGUCAGCGACGCAGGCGUAAGGGUUACCACUGUCUCCUGCCCUCGCCAUAUUCACAUCGAAUGCAUCUUGGAUGUGAAAGCUGGGCUAUCGCCGGGUUUGAUGGCCAAGUCAAUCUGGGAGUGGCUUGGGGCUCAAAGCCAGUAG
Fusarium tjaetaba is the source of this 330-nucleotide messenger RNA. Its product is annotated as alpha beta-hydrolase. Bases 1 to 330 code for a protein of 109 amino acids. NCBI's taxonomy places the organism in Eukaryota, Fungi, Ascomycota, Sordariomycetes, Hypocreales, Nectriaceae. The transcript has a single exon. The record is from RefSeq and is a predicted model, not a curated record.